This is a messenger RNA of Acipenser ruthenus (sterlet), 1153 nucleotides long. Its product is annotated as delphilin-like. The coding region runs from base 185 to 1144 and encodes 319 amino acids. Gene Ontology annotation, molecular function: protein binding. The record is from RefSeq and is a predicted model, not a curated record. Lineage: Eukaryota; Metazoa; Chordata; Actinopteri; Acipenseriformes; Acipenseridae. The transcript is spliced from 5 exons.
UAAUUUAAAAUUUUUUUUUUUUUUUUAAUAAACUCGGCCUUUAAGAUGUGCAGCAAGGCUGGGGUGAAAGCUUGUGCUUCUUUAAAUUGCAUGGGCACUUUUUAAUAAAAUUCUGCCAAAAGCCAUCUGAUAGAAGGGCAGGAGAGCCCAUGUUUUUUCCUAAAGGCCUAAGGUUUGUCUCAAAAUGAAGAAGUUUCUAAAGAAUCGGAAAGGCAGAUAUCCUCUGCCACAGAGCUCAUCUGGGUCUCGUUCAGCGAUCAAAGAUUUCUUUCUUACAAUGCCAGCGUCGAACCAGGGCUGGCCGGAGGAGUUUGGGUUCCGAAUCAUUGGGUCUGGGCCGUGUUAUAUCCUCCAUGUGGAGGAUGGGAGCAGCGCACACAUUGCGGGUCUCCAGCCCGGGGACCAGAUCCUGGAGAUCGAGGGGCAGAACGUCUCCUCCAUGAGUGCAGAGACUCUGACCAGCAUGGCGCAGAGAUGCAGGAACGUGCCACCCAGCAUCGGUGUGGUCUCGCGAAUCGAGCAGGUGGACAUCUCGCAUGGGAGAGACGGCCGUUUCGGGUUCACCAUCGUGGGAGACAGCCCCCUUCUGGUGGAGGACUGCCUACCGAACUCUCCGGCGGCUGAGUGCGGGCUCAAGGCAGGCGACUAUGUGAUGGAGGUGAACGGGAUGCCGGUGAAGCAGCAUGAGAUUGCUGCCACCAUGAUCAAGGCCUCGCACGGGAGCUCUCUGCGGCUCGGUGUGCUGCGUGUGGGGAGGAGGCAGAAGAGAGCGAGCAGCAGCAUUCGAGACUGCGACCAGAGCGGUGACGGCGUCCACCAGGAACGCAAACACAAAGCCCUGGAGUUCAACAACAAGAUUGAGGAGGUGCUUGGAGAUCAGCCCGAGGUGAAGGAGAAACUGUUCACUGUGCUGAAGCAGUACGCAGCUGAGCGCAAGGUAGACUACCUGGCCUACGCCCUUCCCAUGAUCCUCACUGAAGACCUCCAUCACCAGCUCAUUGACAGCAUCAGCAUCCUCUACUCUCCUAUCCGAGGGGCUGCAGCUAACACUCGCUACACAGAGACUCAACGGCGGGUGACAUCCCGAAAAAGGGAAGCAGGGAACUUCAGACUGUAUGCUUUGGAAAGAUGUUUUGGGCACUGAGGAUUUUGU